Molecule: messenger RNA, 6408 nt
Organism: Manis pentadactyla (Chinese pangolin)
Lineage: Eukaryota; Metazoa; Chordata; Mammalia; Pholidota; Manidae
Gene: HECW1
Product: HECT, C2 and WW domain containing E3 ubiquitin protein ligase 1
Exons: 29
Coding region: 364-5154 (1596 amino acids)
Biological process (GO): regulation of dendrite morphogenesis
Molecular function (GO): protein binding; ubiquitin-protein transferase activity
Source: RefSeq, a predicted model, not a curated record
AAGAUAUUUGACGUUGCUGUAGUUUUGUGCUUACUUCUCAUGGGAUCUGCAGUGGUGCAAUUCUCCCCUUGUUUUUGCUUUUUAUCUUUGAAAAGAUAACUGGGCUGUGUUCAGCAGAAAUGGAUACAGGAAGAGCAGCACAGUCCAAAGACUAAGGGAGGCAUCCUCUCUUCUUUUCCUGGGAUUUGAACGCGAUUCAGGAAGGGCAGAUACCCCACCUGAAAAGGCCAGCCUUUAAAGACCCCCGCAGUGUCGUGGUCCAAGGCGUCUCAAAGCAGGUGGCCAGAUCUGCGUUUCUCAUCAGCGGACUCGCUCCGGCUGUAGCAAUUACGGAACCGAUGCGCGUGCACGUGCUGGGCCAUUAUGCUGCUGCACCUGUGCAGUGUGAAGAAUCUGUACCAGAACAGGUUUUUAGGCCUGGCCGCCAUGGCAUCUCCAUCUAGAAACUCCCAGAACCGACGCCGGUGCAAGGAGCAGCUCCGCCACAGCUACAACCCCGGCCAGUUCCACAGCAUGGCCAUCAGGACGGGCCCCCAUGGCACCGUCACCAUCCCUCGCUCCACUAGUGACACUGACCUGGUCACCUCAGACAGCCGCUCCACACUCAUGGUCAGCAGCUCCUACUACUCCAUAGGGCAUUCGCAGGACCUGGUGAUCCACUGGGACAUAAAGGAGGAAGUGGACGCUGGAGACUGGAUCGGCAUGUAUCUCAUCGAUGAGGUCUUGUCAGAAAACUUUCUGGACUAUAAGAACCGUGGAGUCAAUGGUUCUCAUCGGGGUCAGAUCAUCUGGAAGAUUGAUGCCAGCUCUUACUUUGUGGAACCUGAAACUAAGAUCUGCUUCAAAUACUACCAUGGAGUGAGUGGAGCCCUGCGAGCCACCACCCCCAGCGUCACCGUCAAAAACUCGGCAGCUCCCAUUUUUAAAAGCAUUGGCUCAGAUGAGAUUUCCCAAGGGCAAGGAAGUCGGAGGCUGAUCAGCUUUUCUCUCUCAGAUUUCCAGGCCAUGGGGUUAAAGAAAGGGAUGUUCUUCAACCCAGAUCCUUACCUGAAGAUUUCCAUUCAGCCUGGGAAACACAGCAUCUUCCCUGCCCUCCCCCACCAUGGGCAGGAGAGGAGAUCCAAGAUCGUGGGCAACACCGUGAACCCCGUCUGGCAGACCGAGCACUUCAGCUUUGUGUCCUUGCCCACUGAUGUGCUGGAAAUCGAGGUGAAGGACAAGUUUGCCAAGAGCCGACCCAUCAUCAAGCGCUUCUUGGGAAAGCUGUCGAUGCCGGUUCAGAGACUCCUGGAAAGACACGCCAUAGGGGAUAGGGUGGUCAGCUACACACUUGGCCGCAGGCUUCCAACAGAUCAUGUGAGUGGACAGCUGCAAUUCCGAUUUGAGAUCACUUCCUCCAUCCACCCAGAUGACGAAGAGAUUUCCCUGAGUACCGAACCUGAGCCAGUGGAAAUUCAGGGCAACCUGGUGGCGGGCAGCGGUGCGGAGCCCAUUCACGGUGUGCCCGAGCCCUCCGGGAGCCCGAAGGCCGCGCAGCCCAGCGAGGGCAGCGCCGGAGACGCUGCAGGGGACGAGGGCUUGGCGCUUGCCACGCGGGCGGAGGACGCGGCAGGUACCACCGAGGCAGGAGACGACGGCGCGGUCUCUGCGGGACCUGACGGGGCUGGGGCGCCCCUGGGCGGGGGGCGAGAGGACGCCGAGCCCGCUCUCAGUGCAGAAGAGCUGGCCGAGCGGCUGGACCUGGGAGGGGAGGAGCCCCAGGCCGAGCUGCUGGAGGACGCGGGAGCCUCAGGCAGCCCCCGGGAGCCGGAGGCAGGGGACGCGGCGACGGAGAGCCGGGCUGGGGGCGAGGAGAACAAGGAGCAGGCGGAGGAAGAGGAGGGCGACGUGUCCGCCCUGGGGCAGGGCGGGGACAGGCUGCAGCUUCGGGCCUCUGCGAAGAGGAAGAGCAGACCGUGCUCCUUGCCGGUGUCCGAGCUGGAGACGGUGAUCGCGUCGGCCUGCGGCGAUCCCGAGACCCCGCGCACGCACUACCUGCGCAUCCACACCCUGCUGCACAGCCUGCCCUCCGCCCAGGGCGGCGCCAACGACGACAGCGCCGAGGACGAGCCCACCCUCAAGGACGCCUCGGAGAAGGACGGGCUCAGCGAGGUGGACACGGUAGCUGCUGAGCCGCGUUCCCAUGAAGAGGAUGGAGAGGAGCCCGAGGGCGCCACGCCAGGCACGGCGCCCCCCGGCCACUCGGGCGUGGCCAACGGCACUGUCCCCGACGGCGACAUGCUCCUCAGCACCGGGAGCGAGAGCGACUCCAGCCCCCGGCAGGGCGGGGACCACAGCUGCGAGGGCUGUGACACGUCCUGCUGCAGCCCCUCCUGCCACAGCUCCUCGUGCUACAGCGCCUCCUGCUACAGCUCCUCGUGCUACAGCGCCUCCUGCUACAGCCCCUCCUGCUACAAUGGCAGCAGGUUCUCCAGCCACACCCGCUUCUCCUCCGUGGACAGCGCCAAGAUCUCCGAGAGCACCGUCUUCUCCUCGCAGGACGACGAGGAGGAGGAGAACAGCGCGUUCGAGUCGGUGCCUGACUCGGUGCAGAGCCCUGAGCUGGACCCGGAGUUGACAAACGGCACAGGGCCGUGGCAAGACGAGCUGCUCGGCCCCACCGGGAGCGUGGCGAUGACCGUGGAUGGUCUGGAGUCCCCCGUGGCAGGGCCAAGCAAUCGGAGAGAAGGUGAAUGUCCUAUACUCCAUAAUUCCCAGCCAGUAAGCCGGCUUCCUUCCUUGAGGCCCGAACAUCAUCACUACCCAACAAUCGAUGAGCCUCUUCCACCAAACUGGGAAGCUCGCAUUGACAGCCAUGGGCGAGUCUUUUAUGUGGAUCAUGUGAACCGAACGACCACCUGGCAGCGUCCAACAGCGGCAGCCACCCCCGACGGGAUGCGGAGAUCAGGGUCCAUCCAGCAGAUGGAGCAACUCAACAGGCGGUAUCAGAAUAUUCAGAGAACCAUCGCAACAGAGAGGACUGAAGAAGAUGCUGGCAGCCAAAGUUGUGAGCAAAUCCCCACGGGAGGCAGCGGUGGAGGUGGUGGGAGUGACUCAGAGGCCGAAUCGUCUCAGUCGAGCUUAGAUCUGAGGAGAGAAGGGUCACUUUCUCCAGUGACCUCACAAAAAAUCACUUUGCUGCUGCAGUCCCCAGCGGUCAAGUUCAUCACCAACCCCGAGUUCUUCACUGUGCUGCAUGCCAAUUAUAGUGCCUACCGAGUCUUCACCAGUAGCACCUGCUUAAAGCACAUGAUUCUCAAAGUCCGGAGGGACGCGCGCAAUUUUGAGCGCUACCAGCACAACCGGGACUUGGUGAACUUCAUCAACAUGUUCGCAGACACUCGGCUCGAACUGCCCCGGGGCUGGGAGAUCAAAACGGACCAGCAGGGAAAGUCUUUCUUCGUGGACCACAACAGUCGAGCUACCACUUUCAUUGACCCCCGAAUCCCCCUUCAGAACGGUCGCCUUCCCAAUCAUCUGACACACCGACAGCAUCUCCAGAGGCUCCGAAGUUACAGCGCUGGCGAGGCCUCAGAAGUCUCUAGAAACAGAGGAGCCUCUUUACUGGCCAGGCCAGGACACAGCCUAGUAGCUGCUAUUCGGAGCCAACAUCAACACGAGUCAUUGCCACUGGCAUAUAAUGACAAGAUUGUGGCUUUUCUUCGCCAGCCAAACAUUUUUGAAAUGUUGCAAGAGCGUCAGCCCAGCUUGGCAAGAAACCACGCACUCAGGGAGAAAAUCCAUUACAUUCGGACUGAGGGUAAUCAUGGGCUUGAAAAGUUGUCCUGUGAUGCAGAUCUCGUCAUUUUGCUGAGUCUCUUUGAAGAAGAGAUUAUGUCCUACAUCCCCCUGCAGGCUGCCUUCCACCCUGGGUACAGCUUCUCCCCCCGCUGUUCACCCUGUUCCUCACCUCAGAACUCCCCAGGCCUGCAGAGAGCCAGCGCCAGGGCCCCUUCACCCUACCGGAGAGACUUCGAGGCCAAGCUCCGCAAUUUCUACCGGAAACUGGAAGCCAAAGGAUUUGGUCAGGGCCCAGGGAAAAUUAAGCUCAUCAUUCGCCGGGACCACUUGCUGGAGGGAACCUUCAAUCAGGUGAUGGCCUAUUCCCGGAAGGAGCUCCAGCGAAACAAGCUCUACAUCACCUUUGUUGGAGAGGAGGGCCUGGACUACAGUGGUCCUUCGAGAGAGUUCUUCUUCCUUUUGUCUCAGGAGCUCUUCAACCCUUACUAUGGACUCUUUGAGUACUCUGCAAAUGACACCUACACAGUGCAGAUCAGCCCCAUGUCUGCCUUUGUGGAAAACCAUCUUGAAUGGUUCAGGUUUAGUGGUCGUAUCCUAGGCCUGGCUCUGAUUCAUCAGUACCUUCUCGAUGCUUUCUUCACGAGGCCCUUCUAUAAGGCACUCCUGAGACUGCCCUGUGAUCUGAGUGACCUGGAAUACCUGGAUGAGGAGUUCCACCAGAGCUUGCAAUGGAUGAAGGACAACAUCAUCACGGAUAUCUUGGACCUCACUUUCACCGUUAACGAAGAGGUUUUCGGACAGGUAACAGAAAGGGAGUUAAAAUCCGGGGGAGCCAACACCCAGGUGACAGAGAAGAACAAGAAGGAGUACAUUGAGAGGAUGGUGAAGUGGCGGGUGGAACGCGGCGUGGUGCAGCAGACGGAGGCGCUGGUGCGGGGCUUCUACGAGGUCGUGGACUCGAGGCUUGUGUCUGUGUUCGACGCCCGGGAGCUGGAGCUGGUGAUAGCUGGCACGGCGGAAAUUGACCUGAAUGACUGGAGAAACAACACUGAGUACCGGGGAGGUUACCAUGAUGGGCACCUUGUGAUCCGCUGGUUCUGGGCGGCGGUGGAACGCUUCAAUAAUGAGCAGAGACUAAGGUUACUGCAGUUUGUCACAGGAACGUCCAGUGUGCCCUAUGAAGGCUUCGCAGCCCUUCGAGGGAGCAAUGGGCUUCGGCGUUUCUGCAUAGAGAAAUGGGGGAAAAUCACAUCUCUCCCCAGGGCACACACGUGCUUUAAUCGAUUGGAUCUUCCACCUUAUCCCUCAUACUCCAUGCUGUAUGAAAAGCUGUUAACAGCAGUUGAAGAAACCAGCACCUUUGGACUUGAAUGAAGAAAUGGAACUCACCUGGCAUUUUACUGAUCAGUCACAUCAACCUUUCUGGGAUGAUCCCCCUUCCCUUUCCCUGACUCUUUGAUUUUGGUAUUCCAUGAUUUUUAUUUUCAAACCAAAUCAGGAUUGACAAAAGCCGUGCAUGAAGAACUGCCUUCUUCUAAGAUCUAACCUUCAGGCUUAUCUCCUCUACUUUCAAUGAACUGCUAGCCUGUAUGCAAUAUUAAAAAACAGCUGUCUCAAGGUCUGUGUAUAUCUCCACAUACCUCCAUUACUAACAAUGAAAUAUGAAUGCAAGUUAUGCUACACUUGACCAAAUGGUAAUAAAUGUUUACUUCCAUUUAUAUAAUUUAAGAGAAAAUUUGAGCAUUAAGCAUUCCAAGCUUUUAUAUGCCCAUGUCUUCUGAGCAGAGCCACCAUUUUUUAUAACUGCUAACAACCCACUUCAGAACUAGGAACCAGUCAACUCUUUUCUUCCCACUCUACUUUUCCCCAUGCAUACUAUCCAUCCAAAAAUAGCAGUCGCAAAGCCGAAAUUUUUAUACAUUCAACUCAUGAUUCAUAUGUGGCAUCAGUCCCAUCAGCUGGAACUAGCCUAGAAUAUGGUGCAAAUAUUACACUUUCCAACAAAUAAUAACAGCAAGAGAACACCUCCUACUGCUGCAGUAUGGCACCUCCGGGUGUGAGGACUGUGGCUCAACUUGAUUUCAGACAAGUCUGGGAGGGGGUGCACCCCUCGUGGGCACACACCACACAAGAAGCACAAACUUGUGCACCUGUCCAAAGAGACAAUCUCCUUAUGUGGCAGAAAUUUGGAGGCUUCUGUCUCCAUUGUCUUGUCCAGAGUGUGAUGAUGCAAACAGGCAAGAGGGGAGAGGGCCAUAUUAGGUUGGUUCACGUCACAGAGUCCCGUACCAUUUUGCUUUGUUUAAUCCAGCUGCCACUUGCCUUUCUCCAACCCCUAACAAUGUGUAGAUCAUCUCAUGACUUGUUAAAACCGGGUAAACUCACUUGGCAAACAUAUUUUUAUUUUAACUUUGAUAUAUAUUUUUUUCAUGUUGUUCUCUUUUUCUUUUUUCUUGUUAAUCUGGCAUUCAGAGUCCUUUACAUCUGAUUGUCCGCAGGGACAUUAAACAAGAAGCUGCAGAGAGCGAUGGUGCUUUGUUGGGGACCAAGGGCAAUAUAAUACUUCUCCUUCAGCGCAGUCCUCCAGGGCUGGAGCCCUGACACCCCAAGGGCAUAUUGGUUUUUGUC